ACAGCCUGGGGCGCAGGAUGGCAGAGAUGAAGCACAUCAUCGUCUUUCUGGGCCUCUUGGGAACUUUGACUCUCUUGCCAUUCUCCAAAUGUUCAGCAGACGAAGCUGCCUCGGAGAAAUUGCCGCUUCCUUCUCUGUUGAGCAGCAUUCAAGAAGCCAAGCAGAUGGUGGACGAAGCGUACAAGUUAUCACGGGAGAGAGCAAAAGAAGACUUGAAAAAGACCCAUGCCAGCCCAUCUGAUUUUCUGAAACACUUAAAGGAGCCAGUGGCAGGGACCAGGAAUGCAAUCCGCUCUGCAGCUUACCAGGAGGUGGUUUUCAGCCUCCUCCAAAAGAAAUUGGAGAAAUAUUGGCAUCGGCGGUUCAACAUCACAGAUAUUCUUAGUAACAAACAGAAGGAAAUGAUCGCCAAAGCCACAGGAUGUAACUAUCUCUCCCGGCCUAUGAGAUGUCCAGAAACCAGCCCAUACCGGACCAUCACUGGAGAAUGCAACAACAGGAAACACCCUCACUUUGGAGCAUCCAAUCAUGGCUAUGGCCGUUGGCUACCAGCUGAAUAUCAGGAUGGCAAAUCUCUUCCCUGGGGCCUCACUCAGGGGAAACUUCGUAACGGAUAUCCUCUCCCACUGGUGCGGAAAGUUUCCAAUGUAAUCAUUGCCACCUCCAACGAGAAUGUCACGGAUGACCAGGAGCGCUCUCUGGCUUUCAUGCAUUGGGGUCAAUGGGUUGACCAUGACAUGGAUUUAGCACCCAUGACUCAAACGAAUGUUGAGACUAAAGAAUCCCACUGUAGUACCAGUUGUAACUAUGCACCUCCUUGCUAUCCUAUUCAGAUUCCUCCUGAAGAUCCACGAAUACAUGAGCCAGGAGUCUGCAUGCCCUUCAUUCGGACUGCUGCAGUGUGUACGCCCUUCACAUUAAUCCGUGAGCAGAUCAACGCCAUCACAUCGUACCUGGAUGCCAGCAUGGUGUACGGGAGUGAAGAGACUUUGGCGAGGAGUCUGAGAAACAGAACAAACUCUCUGGGCUUGAUGGCAGUCAACCAGAAUUUCACAGAUGCCGGGUUGGGGCUGCUGCCCUUUGAGAACAAUUCCAGAAGUCUCUGUCUGUUCACAAACAAGACAGACAACAUCCCUUGUUUUAUCGCAGGUGACAAGCGAGUGACUGAAAAUCUGGGACUGUCUGCCAUCCACACAAUGUUUGUACGGGAGCACAACCGCCUGGCCACAGAGCUCAGACAACUAAACCCCCACUGGGAUGGAGAGAAACUCUACCAGGAGGCCCGGAAAAUCAUCGGAGCUAUGAAUCAGGUGAUCACAUUCAGAGAUUACUUGCCCCUCGUACUGGGCAAUGAAUUUAAUAAACAGUUGCCCUUGUACAAGGGCUACGACGACUCCGUGGAUCCCACCGUUGCAAAUGUUUUCUCCCUUGCCUUCCGAUUUGGCCACGGUUCCGUCCCACCCUUGGUGUCUCGUUUAGGAGAAGACUUCAGACCACUAGUUCCUUAUUCCUACGUACCGCUUCAUCUCACCUUCUGCGCAUCGUGGAGAAUCGUACGGGAAGGCGGUAUCGACCCCCUUCUCCGUGGUUUCCUGGUUGACCAUUCCAAGCUGAUGAUGCAAAGUCAGAUGAUGGUCACGGAGCUUCAAGACCGGCUUUUUGAGCAAGUGGAAGAAAUAGGUCUCGACCUGGCUUCUCUAAACCUGCAACGGGGAAGAGAUCACGGCCUGCCAGGAUACACAGCCUGGCGGCGGUUUUGCGGCCUUUCUGAACCGCGCAAUGAGGCCGAACUUGCUGCUGUGAUGCAGAACCCAAAACUGGCAAAGAAGUUUAUUGAACUUUAUGGGACACCAGACAACAUUGACAUCUGGAUUGGGUCGAUGGCUGAACCCUUCAUCCGCAAUGGAAGGGUGGGGCCUCUCCUCGCGUGUCUCAUCGGAAAGCAGUUUCGACACGUUCGAGAUGGAGACAGGUUUUGGUGGGAGAAACGUGGUGUUUUCACUCCCCAACAACGCCGUGCCCUUAGCAGCGUGUCACUCUCCCGCCUUAUUUGUGACAACACACACAUCAAAGAGGUACCACUGGACAUCUUCAAGAGGAGCCAGUAUCCCAGAGAUUUUGUGGACUGCCAUCAAGUCAUGGGACUGGACUUGUCAGCUUGGAGAGAAAGAAAGGGGGCCGGUGGGAAAGGGAAAGGACCAAAGGAGCAUUCGUCUGCUUCUGACUUUGCAUCUUGAUUUUACUUUGAGACAGAACUCUUGAGGGCUCAACCACAGAAUGGACUUUCAAAGGCUCAGACCUAGGAAAGUCUGAAGCAUCUUUUUUGUAUGCACAGAGUGCCUUUUCUUGAGCACAGUGAGCCCUAAACACCACAGACUGGGUGAUACAAGACAUUAUUUUCCUGCUGAUCUUGACCCCGAGAACCUGGAGAGAGACUACGGCUCAGUGGUAGAACAUCUGAUUGGCAUACAGAAGGCCCCAGGUUCAAUCCCCAUUGUUAACAGCUAAAAGAAUCAGGUAAUAGGUGAUGUGAAAGACCGCCAGAGAGCCGCUACCAGACUGCACAGACAAUACUGACCUUGGUGGACCAAAAGUCUAAUUCAGUAUAAGGAGGCUUCAUUUGCUCAUGUAACCUGUCAUGUUUAGAAAAUAAAAACUGAGAGGCACUGAUGGAAGGUGGUCUAUUGUUCUCCGGGAAGAACAGCUACUGAGCUGGUAGUGUAGCGUAAUCCUGGACUUCAGGGAUGUGUUAUAGAGAAGCAUAGUAGGUUUGUUUGUGAAUGUAGGGUGAAAAGCUGCCUCUAAGCCCCUUAUAGAGCCUGCCGGUGGCAGGAGGCCUGAAUAGAGCAUCCUGCCAGCCACUACAAACCUGGUUUUCAGGAUUAUUACCCACUACCUGUGAGCCCCAGGUGGAGCCUGGAAGUAGGGGCAGGGGAGUCCUAUAACAGUCUGGCCUUAGAAGGUGUAAGGGAGAUGGGAGGGGGGAGUUCUCUCCCUCCAACGGCGGCCGGCUGAAGCAGCCCAAAUCAUGCUGAAAAAAAAAUUGACGUGAUUGGGGGAUGUGCUUUUUAGCUUCAUUUAAAUUGCCGCCAUUUUGUUUCAGGUGAAAAAAGUCCCUGAAAAGCACCUAUUAAAUAUUUUCCAGGUUUUUUGGUUUUGCCAAACACACCCUCCUAGCCGAAACCUUCCUUUGUUAUUGACUCCCAACACUCAUAUGAAGUAGUGCAAUUUCUCCAGUGUGCCUUCGGAGAAAACAGGAGUGAGAGGGGUCACUGGGUUAUAGUGAAACGAAAAUUCAACUUGAGGAUUAAAUGUGAGCCAACCGGCAAAUAUUUGUUUGCUAGGGGCAGAGUGGGAUGCACAUUCGUGUUCCUCAAGCCUCCCUUGACUUCUCAGCCUUGUGUACAUGACUUGAUGAUGACCCAAUUAACAAAAAUACCAUCUGAUUGUAUCUCUGACAUGUGCAAAAUUAUUUUUAAAUUAAAAAUGAUGUGUGCAAAGGU
Sphaerodactylus townsendi is the source of this 3503-nucleotide messenger RNA. Its product is annotated as eosinophil peroxidase-like. Gene Ontology annotation, molecular function: peroxidase activity; heme binding. Lineage: Eukaryota; Metazoa; Chordata; Lepidosauria; Squamata; Sphaerodactylidae. The coding region runs from base 18 to 2237 and encodes 739 amino acids. The transcript is spliced from 13 exons. The record is from RefSeq and is a predicted model, not a curated record. Gene Ontology annotation, biological process: response to oxidative stress.